UCUCUUUCCUUUUGUUUCUCUCUCAAUCUAACCAAAAUAGGAAAACCAUGGAAGCGAUACUCACAGACUGUGUUCAAAACAGUCUCCGCCAUUUCAUGUUCAGAAACGCCAUUUUCCUUUGCGAACGCCUCUGUGCUGAGUUCCCUUCCGAGGCGAAUUUGCAGUUGUUAGCUGCUUGCUACUUGCAGAACAAUCAAGCUUACUCUGCCUAUCAUAUUCUAAAGGGAACACAAACGGCUCAAUCCCGCUACUUGUUUGCGGUAUCAUGCUUUCAGAUGGAUCUACUUAAUGAAGCUGAAACUGCGUUAUGUCCUGCUAAUGAGCCUGGCGGAGAGAUUCCAAAUGGUGCAGCUGGUCAUUAUCUUCUUGGCCUUAUUUACAGGUACACAGAUAGAAGGAAAAGCGCCAUUCAUCAUUUUAGGCUGGCUUUGUCUAUAGAUCCUUUGCUUUGGGCUGCAUACGAGGAGUUGUGUGUAUUAGGUGCUGCCGAAGAAGCAACUGUAGUUUUUGGUGAAGCAGCUGCUCUUUGCAUUCAAAAGCAGUACUUACAUCAUGGGGUAACAUCCCCAAACUUGCAUACGUCCAAUGAGGAUUAUAAUUUGGUUUCUUCUCGGAACUUUGGUUCAGAAGAUGUCAGUCCAAGGCAAUUGAAACACGCACAAGGCAAUAACCUUAGAGAUAUCCCUGGUAAUUAUCAUGGAACAGCAGGGCUGAGCGGAGCUGCUUCUCAGCCUCAAAAUGGUGGUCCUUCAAAUAUGCCAUUUUAUAAUACUCCUUCACCAAUGGCCUCACAGUUGUCAGGAGUUGCUCCACCACCUUUGUGUAGAAAUGUGCAGCCAAAUGGUCCUAAUCUUAACACAGUUAAUACUGAUGGUUCUCCAAGGUCAGUUGUGAACUCUACCAUUCAAGCACCUCGUAGAAAGUUUGUUGAUGAAGGAAAAUUACGAAAGAUUUCUGGGAGGCUAUUUUCUGAUUCUGGUCCCCGUCGAAGUACAAGACUUGCUGGAGAUGCUGGGGUCAACACAAAUGCAAAUACCACAGCAGUAGCUGGAAAUGGGACUAAUAGCUCUUCUAAAUACCUUGGAAGUUCUAAGUUUGGUUCUGUGGCACUGCGUUCUGUGACAGUUCGUAAGGGACAAUCUUGGGCGAAUGAAAAUAUUGAAGAAGGGAUUAAGAAUGAGGCAUUUGAUGAUUCUCGUGCAAAUAUGACUUCUAGUUCAUUCCCUUCUGGUGAUGUUAAAUCCCUUGACCAAGACGGGGCAACUGUUCCAAUUGGUGGGGUUGUUAUCAGCAGCUCGAAAAUCAUAAGUGGUGCUUCAGAAGUAUUAGGCCUUUUGAGAACCCUUGGGGAAGGCUACAGACUUUCGUGCCUGUAUAGGUGUCAGGAUGCACUGGAUACAUAUCUGAAACUUCCACAUAAACAUUAUAAUACGAGCUGGGUGCUGUCCCAGGUUGGAAAAGCACAUUUUGAGUUGGUAGAUUACUUAGAAGCUGACCGGACAUUUAGUCUUGCACGUCGAAUGUCACCUUACAGCUUAGAAGGAAUGGAUAUUUACUCCACUGUUCUAUAUCAUUUGAAGGAAGAUAUGAAGUUGAGUUACUUAGCCCAGGAACUGAUAUCAACCGACCGCUUAGCUCCUCAAUCAUGGUGUGCCAUGGGAAACUGCUACAGCUUGCAGAAAGACCAUGAAACUGCUUUGAAAAAUUUCCAACGAGCUGUGCAACUGAAUUCGAGAUUUGCAUAUGCCCACACCCUUUGUGGUCAUGAGUAUGUAGCUUUAGAAGAUUUUGAGAAUGGAAUCAAGAGCUACCAGAAUGCCCUUAGGAUUGAUUCAAGGCAUUAUAAUUCCUGGUAUGGGCUAGGAAUGAUCUUUCUCCGUCAAGAGAAGUUUGAGUUUUCAGAGCAUCACUUCGGAAUGGCUUUUCACAUAAAUCCACGUUCUUCUGUUAUAAUGUCUUAUCUUGGAACUGCUAUGCAUGCCCUAAAGAGAAGUGAGGAUGCUAUCAAGAUAAUGGACAGGGCAAUUUUAGCAGACAGAAAAAACCCUCUUCCCAUGUAUCAAAAGGCUAAUAUACUAAUGAGCUUGGAGAAAUUUGAUGAUGCUCUAAAAGUUCUAGAGGCACUUAAAGAGUAUGCCCCUCGUGAAAGCAGCGUGUAUGCUUUGAUGGGUAAAAUCUAUAAGCGGCGUAACAUGCAUGAAAAGGCCAUGCUUCAUUUUGGUAUUGCUUUGGAUUUAAAACCAUCGGCGGCCGAUGUUGCUACAAUUAAGGCUGCCAUUGAGAAGUUGCAUGUGCCGGAUGAAUUAGAAGAUAACCUGUGAAUCCACUGAGAUUCAAGAAGCAAAAGAGGAAGAGAAUCUCCUGUAAAUUUUCUGGCUCGGAACGUGUUUGCUCAGAGAGAGAUUGGCCCCGCUUGUGCUUUCGAUUGAUGCUGAAUAAAAUGUUAACAAUCUUCAAAGGCCAAUUUAUUAGUGCAGUCUGACCUGAUGGGCAGAUCCUCAGUUUUGUGGGUGAUUCACAGACUGACAGAGAACUUGAUUAACAAAAAUUACUCAAAGCUGCCACACUUGUAUGCAUAGUUUGUGUUAUCAAAGCCGAAAAUGUACCAUUAGUUUCUACUUUGUUUAUAAUUGUAAUUUGUUUUACCAUUACAUUGAGGCAACAUGAAAUUUAGUGUUGGCUCAUAACUUGUUCUUAAUUCUAGUCCAUCACGCAUAUUCUGCAUUGUCACCACAGUGGAGCCAGUGUAUUCAGAUUCAAAUUCAUAGAUUGUGGCUCUUCCUACUUG
This is a messenger RNA of Theobroma cacao (cacao), 2788 nucleotides long. RefSeq names its product CDC27 family protein (gene HBT). Gene Ontology annotation, cellular component: cytoplasm; anaphase-promoting complex. Lineage: Eukaryota; Viridiplantae; Streptophyta; Magnoliopsida; Malvales; Malvaceae. Gene Ontology annotation, molecular function: protein binding. The record is from RefSeq and is a predicted model, not a curated record. Gene Ontology annotation, biological process: anaphase-promoting complex-dependent catabolic process; cell division; metaphase/anaphase transition of mitotic cell cycle.